AUGCUCAGUAGGAAAGGCUACAUUGGACGCCAGCUAAGACCGUCGCAGCUGGCAAGUGAGCUUUUGCCGGCGGACCAGACAUGGUGUGCCACAUGCCAUCUGGCGGUCUUGAAGAAGAACUGGCCGGAUCACCGGGUGUCGCGUAGUCACCGCCUUGCCUCAGCGAAGAUGCAAAAGAUGAAGCGGCUCUCGCUUGACAUGUGGGCACGGCACCGCGCCGCACCGUUGGAGGAGGAAAGUGCCCAUGAGGAAAGUAUUGAGGCAGAGUUUGAACGAUUCCGAAGUGAGCAGCGGAGGCGUGAACGAAUGGUGCAAUUAUCUUCUUGGAAGAGGUGA
Molecule: messenger RNA, 336 nt
Organism: Trypanosoma cruzi
Lineage: Eukaryota; Euglenozoa; Kinetoplastea; Trypanosomatida; Trypanosomatidae
Exons: 1
Coding region: 1-336 (111 amino acids)
Source: RefSeq, a predicted model, not a curated record